CACAUCCUUACACUUGAUGAUCUUUCCUAAUUCCUUCAUUGCUGCCCUCCUAAGUCUCAAUCGUCUUCCGAUUUCUUGGCCAAGGCCUCCCUUUGGAUUGAUCAUUGAACCAAGCUCGCUGCACUUGCAAGAGAAGAAACAGUAGAAGAAACUACUCAAGGUCAGCACAGGAAGUUAAAAGAAUUUCAAGAAGACAUUUUCUGCUCAAAUUAAAGGAUGUUAUUCUUGAAUCCUUCCUUUGUUCAGCUUACACGAAGGAAACUUUCCUGCAUCAGUAUUCCUGUGGGAACCUAUUGACAACUAGCUGCAAGUGCUUGGGGUCUUGUUUCCCUGUUGUUUUUCUUGCUGGAUUUUAUUCAUCUGUCUGAGAAGAAUAUGAAGGAGCAAGUGAUUAUUUUCAGACUUUUUUGAACUGUAGCAUUAUAAUAUUUGCAGAUAUGUUCUACUGCAUCACUAUAUUUUUAAAUGAAAUGGUGGCACAACACUUGAAACAUCAUGGCUUCUUUUAAUUUGCUUUUGUCUUUUGAGAUACUAGAACAGGUAUUCUUUUACAUAAGCUCUAGUUCUACGGCCGUAUAACUGGAUUUAAAAAGAAAUACAAUCUGCGUGUAACUUCAUGAAGUACAAGUAAGCAACUUGGGAAGAGAUUUCGCUCUUAACAUUGUGCCACCAAGUUCUGUUUUUGUAUAAGGGAAAAACAUUGUUUAAAUCAAAAGGAGUUCUAAAACACUACAAAUCUAAAUGUGAAACAUGUCUUGGAAAAGAAAUUACUUUUCAGUUGGACGAGGUGCUGUACAAGGAAUGUUCACUCCACGUAAUACAACAUCUAUAGCACCAAGUAAAGGUCUCAGCAAUGAGCCAGGACAGAAUAGCUGCUUCUUGAAUAGUGCAUUACAGGUCCUCUGGCAUCUUGAUAUCUUCCGGCGCAGUUUUCGACAACUUACAACACACAAAUGCAUGGGAGAUUCCUGUAUAUUUUGUGCCCUCAAAGGUAUCUUUAACCAGUUCCAGUGCAGCAGUGAGAAAGUGUUACCUUCUGAUGCUCUUCGUAGUGCACUUGCAAAGACUUUUCAAGAUGAGCAGCGUUUCCAGCUGGGCAUAAUGGAUGAUGCUGCUGAAUGCUUUGAAAACCUCUUAAUGAGGAUUCAUUUCCACAUUGCAGAUGAGUCUAAAGAAGACAUCUGUACUGCCCCACACUGCAUUUCCCACCAGAAGUUUGCAAUGACCUUAUUUGAGCAGUGUGUCUGUACCAGUUGUGGUGCUACCUCUGACCCAUUGCCCUUUAUCCAGAUGGUGCAUUAUAUCUCAACCACUUCACUCUGCAAUCAGGCAAUUUGUAUGCUUGAACGACGAGAGAAACCCACUCCGGAUAUGUUUGGAGAGUUGCUGCAAAAUGCCAGUACCAUGGGUGACUUGAGAAACUGCCCGAGCAACUGUGGGGAAAAAAUUCGUAUUCGCCGUGUGCUAAUGAACUCUCCCCAGAUUAUCACCAUUGGACUGGUGUGGGACUCAGAUCACUCAGAUCUGGCUGAGGAUGUCAUUCACAGCUUGGGCACCUGCCUUAAACUAGGAGAUCUUUUCUUCAGAGUAACUGAUGACAGAGCAAAACAGUGUGAACUGUAUUUGGUUGGAAUGAUCUGUUACUAUGGAAAACAUUAUUCCACUUUCUUCUUCCAAACAAAGAUUCGCAAAUGGAUGUACUUUGAUGAUGCCCAUGUCAAAGAGAUAGGCCCCAAAUGGAAAGAUGUUGUGACCAAGUGCAUUAAAGGGCAUUAUCAGCCAUUGCUACUGCUUUAUGCAGAUCCAAGAGGAACUCCCGUAUCAACACAAGACGUGCCCACACAAGUAGAUCUGCAGCAAUAUAGCAGGACAUACUAUGAUAGUGAAGACUCAGGGCGUGAGCCUUCUAUCACAAGUGACACUAGGACAGACUCCUCUACAGACAGCUAUGCCCAUAAACACUCCCAUCAUGAAUCUGUGGUUAGUCACUUCUCUUCUGAUUCUCAAGGCACUGUCAUUUACAAUGUGGAAAAUGAUGCAGCUUCACAAAGCAGCAGAGACACAGGACACCUGACUGACAGUGAAUGUAAUCAGAGGCAUAUUUCCAAAAAGGGCUCCCUAACAGAUCGCAAGAGGAGUUCAAGCAAAUCUCGUAAAAAGGGUGAUGACUCACAACCAUCAGGAUAUCACAGUGAAGGGGAAACACUGAAGGAGAAACAAGCCCCCAGAACUGCCCCUAAGACAAUGAGCAGCACCAGCAGACUAAGGGAAUUUAGAGAAACUGUUAGCAACAUGAUCCACAACAGACCGUCACAGACAAACCAGAGCUCCCCACGAAGAGGAAAAGAUCAGGCUGAAGUGCAGUCACUUCCCAGAGCUCUGCCUGCUCAGGCUCGAGACUGGGAAAUGGAGAGUACCAGUAGUGAAUCCAAAUCAAGUUCUUCUAGCAAGUCCCGUCCGGCUUGGAGACCCAAGAGGGAGUCACUGAACAUAGAUAGCAUCUUCAGUAAAGAAAAGAGAAAACAGUGUGGCUACACACAACUCAGCCCUUUCUCUGAAGAUGCAGCUAAAGAAUUUACAGAAGAUGACCUAAAGGAGCCAAUCUUACAGACAAGACCAAGCCAAUCAAACAGGUACAAGCAUUGGUCUCUAGGCCGGGGUGCACUCCAUAAGAUGGAUCAACAUCCUCGUCUGAUCCAGAGGAUGGAAUCUGGCUAUGAAAGCAGUGAACGCAACAGCAACAGUCCAGUCAGUAUGGAUAUGCCUCUGUCUGAGAGCUCUAGCACAUCUCGAGAUUCUCAUAUGAAACGAUCUGGAUGUUUCGUUCCUGCUUGGCGUCAUAUUCCCAAAUCACAUAGCAGCAGCAUCUUGGAAGUAGAGUCGGCGUCUUCUGCUUCAUCCUGGGCAAAAAACAAGCACUCUGUUGGAAACGGUGAAGAGAUCCUUGUUUCUUCCAAGAGUGAACUUGAUGAAUUACAAGAAGAAGUAGCAAGGAGGGCCCAAGAGCAAGAACUCCGAAGAAAGCGGGAGAAGGAAUUAGAGGCUGCGAUGGGCUUUAAUCCCCGUCCAAGCAGGUUCAUGGACUUGGAUGAACUGCAAAACCAGGGGAGGACUGAUGGCUUUGAGAGGUCUGUGCAGGAAGCAGAUGCAGUCUUUGAAGAGUCACUGCAUCACGAGCAGAAGGGAGACUGUGCUGCAGCUUUGGCUCUCUGUAAUGAAGCGAUAUCUAAACUAAGACUUGCCAUGCAUGAUGCCAGCUCUAGCACUCACAGCAGAGCUCUAAUCGAUAAGAAGCUGCAAAUCUGCAUCCGAAAAGAGCGGAGUCUCCAGGAUCGCAUGCAGCAACAGCAGCCAGCACAGCCGCCGCCCAUCUGCCACCCGCCAGCGGGGGGCAACUUGACCCAUUCUACAAGUGAACAGGCUGUCCCGCUCCAAGUACUGUUGAGUCAGAAGAUGGUACUGGAACCCAGCAGAGAAGCAGAACUUGGGUCCAGUUCUUACUUCCAUCCACCUGCUUCCCUUCAUGAAAUGCAGUCAUCGUAUCCCAAGUCUUUUCUUUCGCCCCCUUCUGAAAGCAGGCCCUCUCACCAAACUUCUGUGACCUUUCAAGCUGCUUCUGCUGGUUUCAACGAUCAAGCUCCCCCUUUUAACUCUGUACAUGGGGUGGGUGACAGAUCCAUUCAAAGUGAAAACGAAAUCAACUGUGAUGUACAGCUUGAAGGAGUUUUUCCUGUUAGUGUAAAAGACAAAUGCUGCAGCAAUAGUGGUAAGCUUGAGGAAGUACAUAAUGUAACAGCUUCUCUCACACCAUAUUGCAAAACCAAAAUUAACAUGGUAAACUCUGGUUCUUUGCCUACACUCUUUCCCUCUUCAUAUCCAAUUCAGGAGCCAUCUGAUAAAAAAGGCUUACAUAACCCAUGCUUCACGCCAUCAAGUUUUACAGAGUGGCCUAAUAUUGCCCAGCAGGAGACUAAUCAUAUAGUAACACUGGCUUCUCUCUCCCCUUUGCCACAUUGUCCUCCAGAUCCAUUACAGACUACUAAUAGGUACCUCCAAGCCAGUAGUCAUGAGAGUUUGCAUCACCCACAGAAAGAAUUUGUAAAUGGGGAUUUUCUGAAACCUGAGAUGAUUUGUAGCAAGGGACAUGUUCGCUCCCUUGCAGAACAAUUUCAGCGGCUGCAGGAGGGCUCUCAGAAGGAAGGCACUCAUGGGAAAGAAAGGAAAGGAGCUGUCUGCCAUGAUCAGAAUAAUCCAACAUUACUGCAGGAAACCUACAGUGGUCCUCCAUUCCUUGGUUAUAGACAGCCAGUUGUUGGACAACAAGAGAAUGGAACAUGGUCUGUUGGAAAGGUGAACUCAUAUCUGAGUUCUAGAGAUGCAUUGAGUUCUGAAGAUUGUUUUGAUACACACAGUAUGACAUCUAAGAGUUCUGGAUCAUACAACAAAGAGCCAUGCAAAAAAACAAAGCAAAGCUCCAUGGAUCCUCAUUUCUACCUAGGAGAGUUCAAUCGUGAGGCAGAAGUGAAACUGAUAAAUGACAGAAAACCUGCUGGCUCAGUUGCAUCUAUGCCUGUGGAUAGUUGGGUAGACAAUGUUAAAAGGUAUUAUAGUUCUUCAGUGGAUUGCAAGAAUAGCACUUGGCUCAUGGCACCUGCCAAAAAGUCACCUGUGUCCAGUCAAAUCAUUUUCGGAGAGGAUCCAAUGCAGAAGCACCCACAGUGGAAUCAAGACACUGAGCAGGAGAUAUCUGAGCUGGAGUCUCUAUAUCAGGCUAGCUUACAGGCACACAAGACAAGUCAGGCUGUAUUGGGAAGACUGGACAAUUCCUGGCACCUCUUGGGCAAGACAGCAUCUGGAAACUUGACUACAAGGAAGAUGCACAGUAUAGCUGGCAUGGGUCUUUCAAAAACACCAACUGCAGAAAUUGAACGCAACAUCUAUGGAACUAUAGCAUCUCCAGUCUCUAAGGUACCAUACACAAAAAACCAUGGCAAGGAGCCAGAAGAAGAGAUGUACAGUGCAGAGAACAUCCGUCGUAUUGCACGUAGUCUCAGUGGGACAGUCAUCGCAAACAAGGAAGAGACACUUGUUUCUUCCCACAGCUUUGAAGUGUCCAGUGAGAGGAAAAUGCCAUUGGAAGCCAGACACCGUUCUUCCAGCACCACCUCCCUCACUUUCCCUCACAAUCCUCCUACUGUGUUACCCUUUGAUCCCCGGCACUUUUCAACCCAACUGCAGCACUUCUCCCAUGAUGCACCAGUGCCCAGCAUGGUGGGCAAGACACACAGACACUCAGCUCCUGUCUGGAUUGCACAAGGAAAUCAGAAGAACAUCCAAAAAGUUCUGGCUGUGUCUGACAGGGGUGAAACUUUCCAAAGUGAAGAAAACCCAGGGGUGGCCUUGAGUUAUGGGAGCCUCACUUACAAGCAACAGGGCCUGUCUUCUCAAGGACAGAAACUUCUUAAUAAGCAUUUAGGAACUGAAGAAGCCGCAAGCGCCUCUGGCCACUGGCCGCAGAUGAGUCACACUGCCAGACAAACAGCAACACUACCAGACAAACAAGCAAAACAUUGGGGAUUUGCUGCUCAGAAAACCAGGGGAUCAGAGGAACAUUUAUUCCAGCAGCCCUUUCAGCAAGGAAAGCGUGAGGCUGGUGCCACUGACAGUAGGCCGUCACAAAGCAUUGGUUACAGUACCGUCUGUAUGUCAUCACAUGGGGCUUCCAAAGACAUAGAUAGCUCGCAAGGUUGUCCUGUGCCUCCCCCGCAGGCUAAGCCUCCAGGUCCUAGGAGGGUAGAUAUGCCACCAGAAGAAGACUGGCGGCAAAAUACCUAUGUCCCUCAGCUUGGAGUAAGGCGCAUUUUGCCUGUGUGCACAAUGGAUGGGACUUACUCAUCCACUUCUGAGAUGCACCGUAAGAUGUUGGGUUGCACAGCUGCUGCUUCGGUGCACAACAGUGGCUGGUGAGGUGUCAGCCUUUCAGACCUGAUUGCUCCUAUAUGAACAGGUUGUCUAAGCUGUUGUUCCUAAAGUAUAGAUGAUCACAGGACAGCAAGAUUCGUUUCAGUCAGUGUCUGUGCCAGUCUUGUCUUGAAAAGUAGCUAUAAAAUUAGUGGAAGCUGAUUGCACUGUGUUUCUGUUUCUGUACUGCUGAAUCACGUCUACCAGAAACUUUUCAGUGACUCCAUUUGCAGCCUGUUUCCACAGGAAAUGGGUUUAAAGCUCACUAAUAAUGUAAAGAGAUUGAGAUUUGUAUAUGGAUUGAAAAGUCCUCUGUUGUUGACCACAAGCUGCAUUUUAAAGGACUAAGUCAUGUACAGUGGCACUAGUAAACCCAUACACCAAUCUACUGUUCAGUUUUUCAGUUAUUUUCUGUUAGAUGGUAGAGGGAGACCAUUAAUGAACUUUCUGUGCUCUCCCAGGUUAAAAAUUUGUCCGUGCUUAUGGAUUAAAUGAGGCAAAUGUAUCUUUCUUUGUAAUGAGAUGUUAGGCACAGAUAACCGCUGUAGGUGCUAGUAAGAAAGUAGAAAGAAGGUAUAGCUCAUGUAUAAACCGGACCAUCUCCCACUUUUUCAAAACAGACUAACAGUGCUUCAGAUUGCAAAGACUGUUAAGACUGCACACUUAGUUAUAACACUGUAAACACAGACUCACUUUUAACUAUUUUAGGCUCAACAUACUUGCCUUUGUAAGUAUUUUUCAAAUAAAUUUAUGAAAUAGUUAUAA
Pogona vitticeps (central bearded dragon) is the source of this 6726-nucleotide messenger RNA. Lineage: Eukaryota; Metazoa; Chordata; Lepidosauria; Squamata; Agamidae. The record is from RefSeq and is a predicted model, not a curated record.